UGGAGAAGCGCUUUAUAAACCCAGAUAAGAUUUUAAUUCAUCAGUUGUGAGAGGACAGAAUAUCAGAAUAACUAAAUGACAUUUCGUCACCGUAAUAAUCAUAUUUCAGGGACAGCGUCCUGAUCUUGCACAUCCGUAAGGAUAGCACAAGGCUCUUACGUGGCAUUUGCACAUUUGAAAUGGCAACAGAACCGAAAAAGGAGAGUGUCAAUAAUGUACCAGAAUGCUCAACAUCCACAAGUAGAAAAAGUCAAUGGGUAAAAUUAAACGUGGGAGGAACUGUUUUUAUGACAACAAGGACAACCCUUUGUAGAGACCCAAAGUCUUUCCUAUACAGACUUGUCCAAGACGAACCUGAUCUCAACACGGAUAAGGAUGGUAAUGGUGCCUACCUGAUUGACAGAGAUCCAACAUACUUUGGUCCAGUUUUGAAUUAUCUACGGCAUGGAAAGCUAGUCAUGAAUAGAGACCUAGCUGAGGAAGGAAUCCUAGAAGAAGCUGAAUUCUACAACAUCACAGAUUUGAUCAAGUUGGUGAAGGAGAAGAUUGUGGUGAGAAACGCUAAGCAGAAUCAGUCAUUCACUAAAAGUGUCUACCGUGUUCUACAAUGCUCAGAGGAGGAGCUAACACAAAUUGUGUCUGCAAUGUCCGAUGGAUGGAAGUUUGAGCAACUUGUGAAUAUUGGAUCCCAAUAUAAUUAUGGCAGCGAAGACCAUGCUGAGUUUUUGUGUGUUGUAUCUAAAGAGUGUCCAAAUAUUGUCAAUGGCCAGGACCCAGAACCAACUGACAGAGCCAAGGUGUUGCAGCAGAAGGGAUCAAGAAUUUAACUUGGGGAGCACCUUACUUUGGUGAGAGCAGGCUCUAUUACUGCUCACAGAUAUGCUCACAGUGGAAACAGAUUGACAGCGCAAAAUUACAAGCCAAAUGUCAAAAACCAAAAGCAUGUCAUCAGUAUGAUCGAGGAACUUUUUUAUUUAAUAUUUUUAUGUAUUUUUGAAAUUUGCAUAAGUCUCCUUCAGGACAGGGCUACGUAUAUACUGUCCAUAAGUUUCCUUCACGACAGAGCUACAUAUAUACUGUGCAUAAGUCUCCUUCACGACAGAGCUACGUAUAUACUGUGCAUAAGUCUCCUUCACGACAGAGCUACGUAUAUACUGUGCAUAAGUCUCCUUCACAACAGAGCUACGUAUAUACUGUGCAUAAGUCUCCUUCACGACAGAGCUACGUAUAUACUGUGCAUAAGUCUCCUUCACAACAGAGCUACGUAUAUACUGUGCAUAAGUCUCCUUCACAACAGAGCUACGUAUAUACUGUGCAUAAGUCUCCUUCACAACAGAGCUACGUAUAUACUGUGCAUAAGUCUCCUUCACAACAGAGCUACGUAUAUACUGUGCAUAAGUCUCCUUCACAACAGAGCUACGUAUAUACUGUGCAUAAGUCUCCUUCACGACAGAGCUACGUAUAUACUGUGCAUAAGUCUCCUUCACAACAGAGCUACGUAUAUACUGUGCAUAAGUCUCCUUCACAACAGAGCUACGUAUAUACUGUGCAUAAGUCUCCUUCACAACAGAGCUACGUAUAUACUGUGCAUAAGUCUCCUUCACAACAGAGCUACGUAUAUACUGUGCAUAAGUCUCCUUCACAACAGAGCUACGUAUAUACUGUGCAUAAGUCUCCUUCACAACAGAGCUACGUAUAUACUGUGCAUAAGUCUUUGUCACGACAGAGCUACGUAUAUACUGUGCAUAAGUCUUUGUCACAACAGAGCUACGUAUAUACUGUGCAUAAGUCUUUGUCACGACAGAGCUACGUAUAUACUGUGCAUAAGUCUCCUUUAUGACAAAGCUACUUAUAUACUGUGCAGAAAAUUUUGCAACAGUAAUAAAAAUUGUGUAUGUUUAUGACAUCUAAUUCUUUCCAUAUUUCAUUCUAUAAUGUAUUGUUUCAUAAAGAUGAGCCUAAUCUUAUAUCAUUGUAACCAUUUCAGGGUUAAAGGUUGCUAUGGUCAUGUUCAUGAGGUUAAGAUCUUCAGCUGUGGUGGUCUUGAGACAUUUAUCUGUUUGAAAACCUUCUCAGCUCAUCACAUCCUGAACUUGACCAAAGCAAGUUUCAGCACUUACAUUUGAAGUUUACUUAUUAUAAAGGAGUGAUAUGUAAAUGGCUGGGAGAUCUGUGACAGUGUCUACACAUACCUAUUUUCAUUGUUGAUGUGCUUACAUUGCCAGGGGUAGCCUUCAUUUGAUUAAAUGUAUAGGCAAAUUGAAGCAUGUUACCAUUUGUAGUUUGAGUAGAUCUUGAUAAAAAUAGGGAAUAGUAUCCUAUAUCAUAAGUAAAAUGUAAUCAUGAGUCAGUCUAUGUUGCCAUUUCAUUGAUUUUAGUUGUGCUUCGUGUAAACAAAUGUUACACAACUGGUCCAGUGAAUUUAUUGUUACAUAUAUAUUGUUACCUGUUUUUCUGAGAUGUGUUACACUGAAGCAAGUGUGAGUGUAGUAGUCUAUGUGGGUAUCGCUGUAGGCAGUGAGGCGUUUGUCUAGUGUAGUAGUCUAUGUGGGUAUCGCUGAAGGCAGUGAGGCGUUUGUCCAGUGUAGUAGUCUAUGUGGGUAUCACUGUAGGCAGUGAGGCAGGUGUCCAGUGUAGUAGAUACCAGUCUAUGUGGGUAUCGCUGUAGGCAGUGAGGCGUGUGUCCAGUGUAGUAGGUACCAGUCUAUGUGGGUAUCGCUGUAGGCAGCGAGGCGUGUGUCCAGUGUAGUAGUAUCCAGUCUAUGUGGGUAUCGCUGUAGGCAGUGAGGCGUGUGCCCAGUGUAGUAGAUACCAGUCUAUGUGGGUAUGGCUGUAGGCAGUGAGGCGUGUGUCCAGUGUAGUAGAUACCAGGCUAUGUGGGUAUCGCUGUAGGCAGUGAGGCGUGUGUCCAGUGUAGUAGUAUCCAGUCAAUGUGGGUAUCGCUGUAGGCAGUGAGGCGUGUGUCCAGUGUAGUAGAUACCAGUCUAUGUGGGUAUCGCUGUAGGCAGUGAGGCGUGUGUCCAGUGUAGUAGAUACCAGUCUAUGUGGGUAUCGCUGUAGGCAGUGAGGCGUGUGUCCAGUGUAGCAGUCUAUGUGGGUAUCGCUGUAGGCAGUGAGGCGUGUGCCCAGUGUUGUCCGUCAUGUCCUAGCUCAUGUUCAUAUUUUUUUACCUACUGACUCUUGAGAGGAGACAUGAAAUUACCUUUUCAUGUUCAGGUGUAAACAAACAGUCCGAUCUGUCCUAUAUGUAAAUACAAACACGGAACAUUUAUCAGUGCUGAAGGUUCAUUGAGACUAUUUUAUCAGUUUUACAGAUACAAUGGAAGCUGAAACUUAUAAUCUGAACACAAUUUACUACAGCUAUCUUUGAUAAUAAACUAGGAUAGAGACAAGAUCAAGCGGCCAUGUGGAAAGUUGAACAUUUCAGUUUUUAAAUUAGCAUCGUUGGACCAUCAGUAUUCUUCCCCUCAUCCUCUGAUAUAAUGAAAUUCACAUAAGCAAUACCAUAUACAUAUGACCUGAAUGUAUCUGUUGCAAAUACAAAACUUACCUUUGUUUACAUACAAUGUUUUAAAUGGAUAUUGUAAAUGAAAGUGCUGUACAAAAUCAUCUUUGUGUAAUGUCUCCAUUAUUUUUAACUUUGUUUUCAUGUAAAAUGUAUACAAUCCUACAAUAGGAAUUCUUGAAAGUCACUAACAAAAGUAUAGCUGAUACUGUCUAACUAGUCAAGUCUCAUUAGCCUUCAUUACUCAUUAGUCAACCCACAGCGAUGUAAGGGAGCAGCACUUAAUGUGUGGUGGCACCCUAUUGAAUGCUAAUCCAGCGUUAAAGAAAGGUUUAAAGUGAGGUGUUAUCCAGACUGAGUUUGUGUCCAAAGCAUGAUUAGGUUUCUUUGAUUUGGGAAUUGGUAUAUUACACAAAUAAUAUAUAAAUCUCUCAAAAACAUAAAAAAAAAUUAUUUAGGUAUAUGUAUAAUUAAAAAAGAUUUCAUACAGCUAGGGCUUAACAUUAAUAUUGAUGAGUUUUUAUUAUUGACCAUGGUCAGAAAUAGUCCCACCUUUUUAAGAAUACCACCUAAAAAGAUGAAAUUGUCUUUGAUUCACUUACUCUGUUAACCCAGUAUAAUGUAGAUAUCAUAUACCUGGCAUUUCAUACAUCACUAAGAUGUCGUCACAUGACAGUCUGUUGGGAUCAGUCAGCUGUUGUGUGUCAGUUUCACCAUUAUAAGGAAGUACAUCAGUUAUAGUUGGUUGUGGUUUUAUGUUAACAUUGUCAUUGUGACUUGCGAUUACUUAUUUUUGUGUUAAGGUCUUGUGAGUCUUAUUUAUGAAAGUCAUGUGGGCCUUAGUGGUGAGAUCAAGGUUUUUCUAAUUACUACUUUCACUUGGUAAACUCUACUGAAUAUUUGUAAAAAAGCUCCUCAUGACUAAAAUACAUGUAGUAUCAAAUAUGAUGUACAACAUUUGUCCUGUUUGAUAAGAUGUGUCAUAGACACAUUUGUCAUUAAAAUGUAUAGGUUGUAUUACCAAUGGGGGUUCUGCCAUGUUGGGGUUGUCUACUGGUCAACAUUCAUAAUGUUACUUUCAUCACAUUCUGUAGGAUUCGCCUGUACGGUGAUAGAUAAAGCACUAAGUGCCAACUUCUCAGGGCAAACAGCAAUUCUAGACGGGGCACAUCAAACAAAUCACUCCAACUCCUAGCUUCUUUUUAUCCAUUAUACCCUCUUAUGUGAUCCUGUUUUCAGAUCACUUGGUCCAAAGGGCCUAGCAAGCACAUGCUGUGGGGCAGUAUCUGUCCGUUGUAUAAUUCUCCUUCAAUCCAGGAGAACUGAAGAGAUUUUACCCAAUUUUGCAUUCUUAAGAAUAGGGUAUUCAACGUUGUUUAAAGGAAGAGUGUGACUCCCUUGGGAGCAGGGAGGCAGAACCCAAAGGGGGAAAUCAGGUUAGCCUCUAAAGAACUACUGCUUAAGAAAAUUGAUUUUGACUUAGUAUGGCAUGGAACAUCCAAGGGCCUUGGCAAUUCAGUGUUGUAUGAAUGAAGGGAUGCGGCACCACUCAGGACAAAGACUUAAAUGAGGAAAUAGGGGUUAAUGUUUAAAAGACUACCCCUUAAGUAGGAAUGAAACAGUUUGAACUGAUUUGGAUUGGAUUGGAUGUAUAAAUGAGGGGUGUGGCUCCUAUUUGGAGCAGAGGGUAAGGGCUGCAUAAGGGAAAUAGAACAUACAAAUAUUGACCUUUCUUCAAGACUAAUAAUCAAAUGCUGACAAAUACUGGAGCAAACGACCAUCUCAUUAAUUACCAGUAGUUCGCCUGGUUGAUUCUAAAUCUUAAGAUUUGGCAUCUGAUUAGUUGAUCUGAUUUUUUAUCCAUCUGAUUUUGAAGGAAUUUUAUACUUUCAUACAAAUAUUCCAAUAAUGGUCCUUGCCUUUUCAGUCAUUAAGUGGUAACGUGUUCAAGUAUCCCCAUCAUUGCUCCUACCAACAAGUUUCAACAACACAAGAAACUUGUGUGUGAUACCGGUUCAGUGGGCUUUUUGUUAUUGAUGUCGACGUGUUGUCACAGAAAUCUGUAGGUUUUGUGUUUUCUAUUAGAAUGUUAAGCAUGUAAUAGGUGGUUUGUGUAGUGGAAACAAUGUACCUACCUUAGAGGAAGGCAAGCGUUGAUCAAAACAUAUGUUUUUGGACCUAUUCUGGUAAAGCAGUGAAGUCCAGUUUUAUUACGAGUUUAUGAUUAUGACACAAAUAAUAUUAUCUGGGUUUAGUGCACUUCUCAUGGAGAUUAUUUUGCUAUUUUUGAAUUUUCAUAUGACGUUCAGGAGCCCUUCACAAUGAAAACUGCAUGCAGGCAAUGCAGACCAUUAAUUUCUCAUGUGAUCCAGGAUUUCUUGGGUUAUAAUUGUGUAGUAAAAUACCAAUAUUUCUGUCCUAAUGUAGAAUCUAAUCUCAUAACACAUGGGUGUUUAUAUAAAUUGAUAUGCAUACAAUUUUGUCUAUAUGUAAAGUGAUAUUUUCAUUAAAUUUAUAAAUGUG
This is a messenger RNA of Mizuhopecten yessoensis (Yesso scallop), 6028 nucleotides long. RefSeq names its product BTB/POZ domain-containing protein KCTD5-like. Bases 180 to 827 code for a protein of 215 amino acids. The transcript has 6 exons. Gene Ontology annotation, cellular component: cytoplasm; Cul3-RING ubiquitin ligase complex. Gene Ontology annotation, molecular function: cullin family protein binding. Gene Ontology annotation, biological process: proteasome-mediated ubiquitin-dependent protein catabolic process; protein homooligomerization. The record is from RefSeq and is a predicted model, not a curated record. NCBI's taxonomy places the organism in Eukaryota, Metazoa, Mollusca, Bivalvia, Pectinida, Pectinidae.